AUGGAGGGCCGAGCGGCGGCCAUCUCUUCUCUGUUUGUGGCGAUUGCGGCGGUGAUCGCUGGUUUCUUUGCGGCGGUGGAUGCUACUACUGAUCCUAAUGACGUUCAAGGGCUCCAGGUACUUUACACUUCACUAAAUAGUCCUCCACAGCUAACUGGCUGGAAAUCAAGUGGUGGUGAUCCGUGUGGAGAGUCAUGGAGAGGGAUCAUCUGUCAAGGUUCUUCUGUUGUCUCUAUCCAGUUAUCUGGAAUGGGACUCAAUGGAACAAUGGGAUACUUGCUAAACAACCUUGCUUCAGUUACAACACUAGACUUGAGUAACAACAAUAUUCACGAUUCAAUUCCAUAUCAGUUGCCACCGAACCUCACAAGCUUAAAUGUUGCGGAAAACAAUUUAAGUGGAAAUCUUCCAUAUUCUUUAUCCAAUAUGGGCUCCCUUAAUUACCUGAACAUCAGCCGAAACAUAAUGUCUCAGUCAAUUGGAGAUAUGUUUGCCAAUCAUUCUGCUUUAGCCACCUUGGAUAUAUCCUUCAACAGUUUUGCUGGAGAUCUCCCACCUUCCUUCACGUCACUGACUAAUCUCUCAACCCUUCUAGUACAGAACAAUCAACUUACAGGUUCUCUCGACGUCCUCGUCGGUUUGCCUUUGACAACUUUAAAUGUCGCAAACAACCAUUUUAGUGGCUGGAUACCUCAAGAACUAAUUUCAAUACCGAACUUCGUAUACAAUGGGAACACAUUUUCUAAUGGUCCUGCUCCACCUCCCCCACCUUACACUGCACCUCCUCCCGGUAGAUCACGCAAUAAUAACGGGACACGAUCUUCUCCUCCUCGACCUCAUAAUCCUAAUGCCACGCAUAACGAGCGUAAGAAUGGAUUGACAGCUGGCGCUAUAGUUGGAAUAGUUAUCGGGUGUGGAGUUGGAGCACUACUUUUUCUGCUUGCACUUGUGUUUUGCCUUAGGAAGGGUAACAAGAAGGAAGUUGCGGCUCGACUCUCGACAGGAAGUCAUACUGCCAGCAUUGAUAAUGUGAGCAUGGAGAUGCAAACACAAAGGUCAAAGCCACCUUCAUCUGCAACAUUUGAUCACUCGAAGCUUCCACCAGCUGAAACUGUUGCAAUCGAAAGGUUGCAAGGGAAAAAAAGCGGAUCUUUGAAAAGGGUAAAAUCUCCACUAACUGCUACUUCAUACACAGUUGCUGUGCUUCAAACUGCUACUAAUAGCUUCAGCCAAGAGAAUUUAGUCGGUGAAGGCUCUCUCGGUCGUGUCUAUAGAGCCGAAUUCCCCAAUGGAAAGAUACUUGCCGUCAAAAAAGUCGACAAUUCGGCAUUGUCACUUCAGGAGGAAGAUGAUUUUUUCGAAGCCGUUUCGAACAUGUCACGGCUAAGGCAUCCAAAUAUUGUACCUUUGGUCGGGUACUGUGCCGAGCACGGGCAGCGCCUUCUUGUACAUGAUUAUGUGGGUAACGGCUGCUUGCACGAUAUGCUUCACUUCGCUGACGAUAGAAGUAGGAUGCUGACGUGGAACUCACGGGUCAGAGUAGCUCUCGGGACUGCUCGAGCUUUGGAGUACUUGCAUGAAGUGUGUUUGCCUUCGGUUGUUCAUAGAAACUUAAAGUCGGCAAAUAUUCUUCUGGAUGACGAGCUGAAUCCUCACCUUUCAGAUUGUGGAUUAGCUUCUCUGACACCAAACACCGAACGGCAGGUGUCGUCGACUCAGAUGAUCGGCUCGUUCGGUUACAGUGCACCUGAAUUCGCCUUGUCCGGAAUAUAUACUGUGAAAAGUGACGUGUACAGCUUUGGUGUUGUUAUGCUCGAGCUUCUGACUGGACGAAAGCCUCUAGAUAGUUCAAGGUCGAGAUCCGAACAGUCACUCGUGAGAUGGGCAACUCCACAACUACAUGAUAUCGAUGCCUUAGCGAAGAUGGUGGACCCCACCCUAAAUGGCAUGUACCCUGCAAAGUCGUUGAGCCGAUUUGCUGACAUCAUUGCUAUUUGUGUCCAGCCAGAACCCGAAUUUCGACCCCCUAUGUCCGAGUUUAAGAAGCCGAAGAAAAGCAGCCAGGCAAAGUACACUAAUGGGUCGAUAGAAAAAAAUAGCUGCUUUUGCAUGAUUUGA
This is a messenger RNA of Striga hermonthica, 2118 nucleotides long. The record is from the annotation of a GenBank genome assembly. NCBI's taxonomy places the organism in Eukaryota, Viridiplantae, Streptophyta, Magnoliopsida, Lamiales, Orobanchaceae.